ACAGCGAGGGUUUUGCGAGUCCUCCUCGAGUCAUCGCCCACCAAAACCCUAGUCGCGCUGUGCUACGAUCUUGCCUCCCAUCGACAUCUUCCCGUGUUCGGAGAGGGUUUUUAAUCAAAGGCGAUGAGCUUCUUGUUACGUAGGUCCGGCUCGACUGCCAUCUUAGCGUCGCGUCGAGCCCUUGCUGCUCUUGUCUCUCCGGCGGCGCCCCGUGUCCAGCCACCGAAACCUGCGGGGGCUCCCUGGGAUUCUGAGAUCGUAAACGGAAGCCCCUUAUUUGGGUGCUGCAGAUCUCAAAAGUUUGGCUUUUGUGAUGUCGGCCGCAGGGAGUUCCAUUCGUUGCGCCCGCUAGGCUUCAGGGCCACUGACAUCGCCUGUGCUGAGUACGCCUUUGAUGACUAUUAUGAAGAAAAGAAAGAGAAGAGUGCUUCAAAGAGUGGGGAGGAAGGGCUGGAGAUCAACAAGCUGGGAAUUGCACAGGACAUCGUUUCUCAACUUGCAAAAAAAGGGAUCACGGCACUAUUCCCUAUACAGAGAGCUGUUCUUGAACCUGCGAUGCAAGGGAGAGAUAUGAUUGGCCGUGCAAAGACAGGCACAGGGAAAACUCUUGCUUUUGGAAUUCCAAUCAUGGAUAAAAUUAUACAAUUCCAGGCCAAGCAUGGUCGUGGAAGAAACCCUUUGGCCAUAGUGCUUGCACCAACCAGAGAGCUUGCUCGACAAGUUGAGAAAGAGUUUCGAGAAUCUUCCACUUUGGACACACUGUGUGUCUAUGGAGGCUCUCCAAUUAACCAACAGAUGAAAGCACUUAAUUAUGGUGUUGAUGCUGUAGUGGGCACUCCUGGACGAGUUAUUGAUUUGCUGAAUAGAGGCGCCUUGAAUUUGUCAGAGAUUCAAUUUGUUGUACUUGAUGAAGCUGACCAAAUGCUUAAUGUUGGAUUUGCUGAAGAUGUUGAGAAAAUUUUGGAAAGGAUGCCAUCAAAGCAUCAAACUUUGAUGUUCUCUGCAACUAUGCCCCCUUGGAUUCGGAAACUCACACAAAAGUUUCUAAACAAUCCUGUUAACAUUGACCUUGUUGGUGACUCUGAUCAGAAGUUAGCAGAAGGAAUAACACUCUAUUCUAUUGUUACGGAUAAUUAUUCAAAAUCAUCAAUUCUUGUCCCACUAAUUAAAGAACAUGCAAAAGGAGGUAAAUGCAUAGUAUUCACUCAAACAAAACGUGAUGCAGAUAGGUUAGCUUAUGGUAUGGGGCGGAGCCUCCCUUGUGAGGCGCUCCACGGUGAUAUUGCACAAAAUCAGAGAGAAAGGACACUAGCUGGAUUUCGUGAUGGUCGCUUUAAUAUUCUGAUUGCUACUGACGUUGCUGCUCGUGGUUUGGAUAUACCAAAUGUUGAUUUGGUGAUACACUAUGAGAUGCCAAACACAACUGAGUUAUUUGUUCAUAGAUCUGGUCGAACUGGGCGAGCAGGCAAAAAAGGCAGUGCAAUUCUCAUACACACGAAUGAGCAAAAUCGUCUAGUUAGAGGUGUUGAACAAGAGAUUGGGUGCAGGUUUGUUGAGCUUCCAAGAAUUACAGUUGAGGGUGCAGGAGAAGACUUCAGAAGCAUGGGUGGUGGACGUUUUGAUUCUUAUGGAGGUGGUGGUCGGAUGGGUGGUUCAGGCUUUGGUCGUGGUGGAAGCACUGGUGGUUCUUAUGGUCGUUCUCGUGGUUCUGGUGGACGUUCAGACAGUUUUGAUGACUCAGGAUCAGAUCGUUUUGGUUCCUUUGGUGGUUCCAGUUUUGGUCGAUCCGGAGGUUUUGGCGACUCUGGAUCGGGACGUUCUGGCAGUUUUGGGGGCUCCAGUUUCGGUCGAUUUGGAGGUUCCAGUGACUCUGGCUCAAGGCGCUCUAGCAAUUUCGAGGACUCUGGUGGUUCAAGUUUUGGCCGUUCUGGUGGUUUUGGCGGGGGCAGCUCUGGUUCAGGGCGCUUCGGCAGUUCUGGAUCUGCUCGACCUGGCAGCUUUGGCAGCUUUGGUGGAGGCUCAAAGAAGGAUGACAGCGACAGUGGUUGGCCCGGAAGGUCUUUCAUGAGUUCCGAUUAGGUCAGCAGUAACACUAUCUUUGUUACUCAUGGGAUCAACUUGUCACGGAUUCAUUCUUCUCCCCAGUACUUAUCGACACAAGUUGCACUAGCUAUCGCAUCUAAUCUUCAACUCAAAGGGUUUGUUCAAGUCUGGAAUUCCACUUUCGAUUCAUUUUGCAGUGCCUGUACUGCUGCAAUAGGUUCUUCGAAAGGAUUGCCACUGCCUUGUGCUUGGUUGAACGAAGAUAUAUAAUCGUAAAAGUAUGUUAAAUAAUGUUUCUUUAACUCAAACAUCUGUAGGUUGAUGGUGAUUUAGGUUUCUUUUUAUCAGGUAAGUGCCAUGCAGUUUUACUCUCAAAUUCAAGUUUUGUAGAACAAAUCAGAAGAAACACAACAAAUACUCUGAUAUCAUUAUGUUUAUUGGAUUAUCGAAAGAAAGUGCUCUCUGUUGUGUCCUA
Zingiber officinale is the source of this 2518-nucleotide messenger RNA. Its product is annotated as DEAD-box ATP-dependent RNA helicase 9-like. Gene Ontology annotation, molecular function: nucleic acid binding; ATP binding. The record is from RefSeq and is a predicted model, not a curated record. The coding region runs from base 124 to 2079 and encodes 651 amino acids. The transcript is spliced from 7 exons. NCBI's taxonomy places the organism in Eukaryota, Viridiplantae, Streptophyta, Magnoliopsida, Zingiberales, Zingiberaceae.